AUGGCCGACGAACCGAGACGGUCCGGUCGCUCUACCAAGGGCCAGCACAAGAACCUCGACAUGGUAACGGAAGCUCCGUCCAAGAAGUCCAAGGGAAAACCCCAGACGAAAGACAAGCAUGCGAAGCCCUCCGCCGAACCGACACCAGCGCCUAGCGAAGAAGAAGAAAUCAUCCGGUGUAUCUGCGGCGAAUACGAAGAGGAGGAGGAUGUUGAGCGUGAUAUGAUCUGCUGCGAUCGGUGCUCCGCGUGGCAACAUAAUGACUGCAUGGGGCUGACCUUUGCCAAGGGGCAGGAGCCCGACGAGUACUUCUGCGAACAGUGCAAACCUGAGAACCAUGUGGUUCUACUUGAGAAGAUGGCUCGUGGCGAGAAACCCUGGGAGGAGGCAGCGGAACGGCGGCGCCGAGAUAUUGAGGAGAAGAAGGCUUCACGUCGAAAGAAGGGAAGAAGAGGCGGGCGCAAGAGCAAGGCUGCCGAAGGAAGACCAGAACCUCCUUCAACACCAGGGCCUGUUCCUGCACAGGCAACCCCUUCCACAACCUCGAUUACGCCAGUUCCAGCGCCACCUGCUGCUGCCACGCCCGAGCCUGAAGAACAAAAUGGCCACAAGGAGGAGGAGAAGGAUGAGCCUCGUCCGGCGAGCAAUCAGAAGCGCAAGUUUGAUGAAGAUCAGCAAGAACACCAGGCUGGAGCAGGCCCGAAGAUGAAACAACAGAAAGUUUCGCCGCCUGCUCCUAGCACCAUCACCGCUCCCAUUGUGUCCGAUACGAAAGCAACCCCAGGUAAGAGAGCCUCGACCACGCCGGCUUCUCGUCAAUCAUCGGUCAUAGAGAAGGCUACGCCUGAGGCAGUGACUCCCCUUGAGGAUCCCAAAAACCCGGCUCGGAAGAGCGUGGCCAAUGCCUUAGUCAAGCUGUUUGUAGACCAGAUUUCUGAGGCCCGGAAGCGAGGAUCCUUCAAACUGCCUCACAAUAAGUUGGGGGAGGAGGUUGCACGGCGGCUCGGUCUUUCAAUCGAGAAUGCUAUGUAUCAAAAUAUCUGCGGGGGGUCAGGAGAAACAACAGAGCCGUAUAAGUUGCAACUGCGGACGAUUUUAUUCAACGUCAAGAAAAACCCUUCUUUGCGUGAUCGUCUGCUCGUAGGCAGCCUGUCCGCAGAGGCCAUCUCUAAGAUGAGUUCUCAGGACAUGGCGAGUGAAGAACUGCAGCAAAAGGAUGCUGAGAUCAAGCGGGAGGCAGACCGGCAGCAUAUCAUCGUGCAAGAGCAAGGGCCCCGGAUUAGGAGAACCCACAAGGGUGAAGAACUGGUCGAAGACGAAACUCAUACAGCUACUUCGGAGCCAGUAUUCUCGACCGUCCCGACGCGUCUCAGCAUCGUCGAAGCGGACGGUAGUCCCUCUGUCCAGAGCCCUGUCAGCCCGACAAUCCAGCAGAACAACACCGAUGCCUCCUCCUCCGAGCUUCAGGCAAAGUCAGCCAAAGCAAAGGCAGCGGAUGGGAUGGACCAUGAUCACACCCUUCCGCCUGGUGGACACUCCCCUAGAGGCUCUCUCGACGAUCAAAUGUUCCCUGAGGUUUCGACUCAAAUUCGUGAACCGGUGCACCACGGCAAGGUCCAGGCCGACGCAGAGAUCGAUAAACUGCUGCGCGACGACGAGCCGGAUUCGCCGCCUUACUCGCCGAGAGAAUUCGCAGACGAAGGAACUGUCUGGCGUGGAAAGGUGGUGAUGAAUCCCAUUGCCGAGUUUGCCUCAUUUGCGAAGCAUGUGGGAGGCGCGGACUUGAGUGGGAGGAUCCCCUGGAGCCAACUGGCACCGUCCACGUUGUUAGUCGACGGUCGCAUCGAUAUCCAGCUGGCCAGCAACUAUCUCUGCGGACUGCGGUUCAGCACGUCGACGGACGUGACGGUGAUUUCCGUCCGCUGUCCCGAAUCGACGACAGACCGCGCCGGGUUCGACAAACUGUUCAACUACUUUGCAGAUCGCAAGCGGUACGGUGUUGUCGGCAAACAUCCCCUGGCGGCCGUCAAGGAUGUCUACCUCAUCCCUGUUGAGGCUGGAGCGACCAAGAAGCCCGAGUUCAUCGAGCUGCUAGAGAACAACUCGCUCGAAGACCAUCUGCCCGGACGGGUGCUCCUGGUCGUCUUUGUCGUCAAGACCGGCGAAUCGAACCCUCCAUCGCAGCACUCAAGCAUGGAGCCCGGCAGUGCUGGGACUCCCUUGUCAGCGAAUGCGGCCAACAAUAAUGUCGCGUUUUCGACGCCUGGUCCCCGACCUGUAGCACAGGUUGCGCCCACCCCGUCCGGGCCUUCCUCAGUCGCCACGCCAACACCUGCUCAUCCGUCUUCUUACAACAACUCCAUCCAGCAACAGCGACCGUCGUCGACCUCUCAGCCAUCCGGAGGUUACCAGCAACCGCCUUCACCGUCUCAGGCGCCGAUUGGAAUGGCGGCUGCGGUGCAAGUUCUCGGCGCGCAGGCCAACUCUCCCGCCAUCCAACAGCUGCUCCAGCAGGCCCCCAACGCAGACAUUAUACAGCUUAAUGUUGUCCGCGACAUUCUCGUCCAAAGACCUGAGGCCGCUGCGGACUAUACUUUGCUGAUGCAAGCUUUGUAUCAGGCCACCACUGUCAAUGAGCAGCAGAAUAGGAAGUAA
This is a messenger RNA of Penicilliopsis zonata CBS 506.65, 2655 nucleotides long. RefSeq lists its product as hypothetical. Gene Ontology annotation, molecular function: RNA polymerase II transcription regulatory region sequence-specific DNA binding. Lineage: Eukaryota; Fungi; Ascomycota; Eurotiomycetes; Eurotiales; Aspergillaceae. The transcript is spliced from 3 exons. Gene Ontology annotation, cellular component: nucleus. The record is from RefSeq and is a predicted model, not a curated record. Gene Ontology annotation, biological process: DNA-templated transcription; regulation of mRNA 3'-end processing; transcription antitermination. Bases 1 to 2655 code for a protein of 884 amino acids.